Hippoglossus stenolepis (Pacific halibut) is the source of this 942-nucleotide messenger RNA. RefSeq names its product LYR motif containing 1 (gene lyrm1). Gene Ontology annotation, cellular component: mitochondrion. The transcript is spliced from 5 exons. The record is from RefSeq and is a predicted model, not a curated record. Bases 177 to 542 code for a protein of 121 amino acids. NCBI's taxonomy places the organism in Eukaryota, Metazoa, Chordata, Actinopteri, Pleuronectiformes, Pleuronectidae.
AAAGUUAGCUAUCGGCUAAGCUAGGUCUUUCGGGAUGUGCCACAGCUGUCCUUGUGGAGAAACUCACCCGUUGGGGGGAUCGUGCCGCGUGGAGCCGGGUGUUCAUCACUUCGGGGGAUGCCAGGGCGAAACUGCAGGAGUUAGCACAUGCUGUUUUCCUCGGAAUUUGAUCCCAGAUGACGGCCUCCACUCGCAGGACGGUGCUGGCACUGUACAUGCGGGUGUUUCGUAUCGCCCGAACGUGGCAGGCGCAGAGUGAAGUUACAAGUGACACAGAAUCGGAGAGAAAAUACAUACUUCAGGAGGCCCGCACUCUGUUCAGACAAAACCAGCAGCUCCAAGAUCAAGAGUCAGUAAAGAGGUGCAUAGAGGAAUGUGAAGCAAGGAUAGAAAUAGGUCUCCAUUACAGGAACCCAUAUCCAAGGGCUACCUACUUGCCACCAAUGGGACUAGCAACUCAGAAGGGCAGGAAGCUGCGAGCGCAGCAGCGCCUGAGGAAGCAGGCCAAGCCAAUUUAUUUGCAGUCACAUGACGAGACCUGAUGCUUGAUUUCGUAGAUCCUCGCCGGGAGUUCAAGUUACCAAGGACAGGAGACAAGAGUGCAGUCACAAGCCGAUCGUGCGGAGGAUCGCAAGCUCUCAUUGAUGCAUGAACACUUGUCAUUCAGGGGGAAAAGCCAUGUUUCGUUGUCUUUUUUAAUUUUAUUCUGUAGACCUCGUAAACAAGGCUGCGUGGUCAGUGUGGUGUCACCUGUAAUAUAAAAUCCAAAAUUGUAUAUUUUAUUUAUUUUUCAUUGUAAAAAAAAAAAAGGUUGUAAUAAACACUUUCUAUAUUAAAUAGAAGAGUACAGAGAUAAACACUGGUGUUUAAAUGGUUUGUCAACAGAUAUGUUAAAGUAAAGUUCCAUAUUCUAGUAAUAAAUGUUAAUAUUGAUAUGAUGAA